CUACUUAUUGUUAGUUUUUAACAACAGGUGUAAAUGAAAACCUAACAUUCUGUACCUAUGAUCAUUUUUGUAUAGAAAACGCUUGGUAGGACUUACACAUUGUUACACAUUGUCGAGUACUAUAACUUGUACGAACUUAUGAAAUAAAUUCUGUCCUAUAGUAAAAUAAAAUUUAGCGUUUCAUGGCAAUCAAUAACUUUCUAUUCAGAAGGUUUUUAACACGCUGAUGAAUAUUAAUGUGUAAAAUACAACUAUAGAGGGUGUAAAAGAGCGUUACAGAAUUCCCCCUCUUGAGGCAUGUCAUGGACGAAAACGCCUAUACGUAGAAACGUAUGGCUUCUAAGUAUAGUUAGUAUAUUGUGGGUGAAGGUUAGGAGCUGUUAAACGAUCAAACGUGGGUUAGGUGAAAAUAACAGCUCCUGUCACAAUGUAGUGUGUAAUAAUGUUGUUGUGAUAUUAUAACAGCGAAUAUAAUCGAUAUAAGCAUAAAUUUCAACAUCCGUGUAACACCACGGGAUACAUGGAUGUUGCGAACGGACAAAAGCCCCUCGGUGGGCAACCUUCUGCCACUAGUGGUUCAACAAUGGAUAAGGGGAAAGAGUGGCAGAUGGAGUUGCUUAUGGAGAAAUUACGCUCUAAAUCUUCCUCAUUUAAAUCUUUGGUUGAAACUGCCAAAAACUUACGCAUGGCUAUGCUGGAUAAGAGGUUUGCAAUAGAUAGUGCAGAAAAGAGUCAACUGCAGAAAUGUUUAGAUACCUUGCAACAUUCCAUAAAAGUAACAUCUUUGCAAUCUAUGGUGGAACGCUUGGAGAGUUUAACAAGGCAGUUGGGCUUAAAGUUUAUGAUGUCUGGUCCACCAGGUACAGAGUUGUUUAUCUCCUCUGAUAUGUUCUUUUUGGAAGUUCUUUUGGAGCCAUCCGGUAUAGUUAAAGAUGUUAAAAUUCAUCAUGAAGGAAAGAAUGAGCAGCAGAGCUGUGAUGUGUUGGUCUCUUGCUUGUCGCGUGGAGACUUCCUUGAUUUUACAGUACAAUUAGAAGGUUUAGCAUCGAUAUAUCAAUUAAAUGCUGAUAAAAAGGUAAAGUGUAAAGCAUUUAGUGCUUUACAAUCACUGGAAGCUGAUCUGGGUAUCUUAGCUCAAUUGCAAACGUUUAUAAAAGAACCUUUUAACCUUGUUCAUAAAAGCCCAGUAGGAAUCCUUGAGCGAAGAAGAGGAGGUCACGCGAUGAAACUGACGUAUUUCGUUUCUCCUUAUGAUUUAAUAGAUCACGAGAAUCGUACCUGUGAUGCGUUGAGUUCGGAAGUAGUUAUCAAACGAAAGAUCGGCCAUUCCGUGACAGUUUGUAUGGAAGGUUCGACCGCUCAUAAGUUGCCUACAUCUAGUAUCAUAACUGUAAAUAGAAGUCCAACAGGAAAAAGUACUCCAUCUUAUGCUCCUUUAACUGGUACAAAUUCAUCGGUACUGCCAGCUUGCUUCGUACUGAAGCUAGCCAAGAAAAUGCCAAUGUGCAUGGAACUAGUACGUAGAAUACAGAAAGUGACAGAGCUCGAAUGCGGGGAUAUAUCUGCUCCUCAUCCGUUACUUAGUCUGAUUAUUCAGCAUGCCAGUGAAGGUCAAUUAGAUUGUCGAAACAACAGAGGGCUUUACGUGAGUCUGCCAGAUCAACAGCACUGUUACUUCAUGACGGAGAACAAAAAUUUGGAGGGUGUGUUAGUAUGUAGCAUUCCCUUCACUCAUCCGGCUCACGUUCCCCAAAUUUUGGUAUACUUGAGACAGCAAGCGCUUUUCAACACUUUGAUUAGCAGUUGCGUUAGACCGAUGGCUCGGCAAGAUCCAGAACACGCGACGAUAUUCGAAGUGAGCGCUUUAUCGUGGCAACACAUAUCGGUAAGUCUGGAGCAUCCCUUCGAGGAGACAAUGGCAACAGCUGAGCUAGACUUGACGGAUAUUUCCGCGCUGAAGUGUAAAUUAUACGGCAUAAGUAUAACGAACACGGAACAGACGUCUGAUUUGACUGGAAAAGUCUUACAAAAGUGUCUGAGUAUACCUUUGACGAUGAGGAUACUUAUGAAAUCAUGGGAGAGCCGCGACGCUUUAAGCACUAUGACGAAUAUGAACAGUGGAAAUGGAAAUUAUAACAUAAAUCUCGGCUCUGGCAAAGAUCAGAACAAUCAGAAUGGUUCGGGGAUGCCUGAUUUCACGAACGGAGAAACCAAAAUCAAGCAAGAACCCGGUUUGAAUAAUGGUAACGGAACGAUGGGGAGACAGCAGUCGUCGCAGCAGCAGCAGCAGCAGCAACAGCAACAGCAGCAACAGCAGCAGCAGCAGCAGCAACAACAACAACAGCAACAGCAGCAGUCUUUUUUAGAUGCCGGAACGGAGAAUAGUAUCGGUUUUCCGUCAUAUUCCGGCCAAUCCGAUACCACAACUGCGAUGUUGAAUCCUCUGCAACUAGGAGCUUUGCUUGGGCAAGCAAAAAACUCCUUGUCAAAUCCUUUAAACGAGCGUCCCAAGAAAACGCGUAAAAGAAAAACGGCGGACGGUAUUUGGCGUAGUCCGAAACGAAAAGGAGACGAGAGUGCUGAAAUAUUGUUAGAGAGUUCCAGUUCAGAUUCGACGCCUCUCGGUACGCCUACUGGUGGCAGAGAAAAUUUAAACGAAACUAGAACGUCCACGCCGACUUCAGCCACGAGUUUAACUAGUGGUUUAGAUUUUUCUAACUUAGAUCCCACCGACAUCUUGGGAACGGAUAAGAGUUCCGACUACGAUAUCGACAACGAGAGCGAAAUAACGGAGGUUCACGAUUUGCAAGACGUCGAAGAGCUGAUCAAACGUGAGCGCAAGUCGAGGAAAAGGGAAGAGAAAAAGAGUCCGAUUAUAUUCGAAGAGAACAAAAGUCUAGUGCCGCCGUCAGUAAGUAUAACGCCAAUUUCAAGCAGUAGUUUGGGUCAAACUACAAACUAUAACUCUGUACUUACGGGGAUGGGUUUGGAAAGGAGGCCAGGAAUUGAAAUAAUACCGAUUACGUCCUCGCCGCAAACCACUUUACCGAAUUCUAUCACUAUAACUCCGAUAGCCGGGCCGACACAGUCGAAGAGUCUGACAGACGAGCGUAGGGAACGAAAAAGUUCCAAGGGAAAGUCGACCGAGGAUAAGGGAAAGUUGGAAAAGAGGCGUAAGCGUAAGAGAGAAGACAGUCCUAUGGGACCGCCGCCGGAUAAGAUACCGUCUAAACAGGACCCUCUAUCGAAACCAGUCUCGGUGAGCAUUAAACCGACCGAAUCGCCGCCGAGUUUAAGUUCGAGGCCAUCUUCGCCGGCGACAACGUUAAGAAAAUUUAGCCCCUCUCCGACGCAUACCAGUCCACUCGCUCUCGUAGGUAAGUCCAGUCCUACAUUGAAACAGUCAACAAACAAGCCAGUGCAAAGUCCAAAGCACUCUCCGGUCUACAGCAGUAGUCCCAAGCAUACGCCGGUGCCUGCGAGCGUGAGCCCGAAACAUGGUACCUCGUCACCGAAGCACGGAAGUUCGGCGAGCACCGGCAAGCCGAGUAUGUCUGCCCUGAAAUCCGCGGCGAAUUCACCGUCGAGCAAAACCACCGAUUCCGGACAAUCGAAGAUAAAGUCGUCCUCUUCGUCGUCGGGCAAAGAUUCGAAUCGCGACAAGGAGAGAAAGACGUCAUCGUUAGCCUUCGGUGGUUCGAGCGGUCACCAGAGUCCUAAAACAAAGUCCUCCAGCGGUAAGUUGAAACAACUGGAAUUAAUUCCUAGCGGGGAGGCGCAGUCGACGUUGCCCAGCAGCGGUGGUAGCACACCGCCAUCCGGAAGUUCAGAGCUAGGCAAGUCGGCCAUCGCUCAGCAGCAGGCGAAGAAUAAGAAAGGAUCGUUGAACGCUGUGAUCGAUAAGCUGAAGAGCGCUCAAAACUGUACAGAGGACAAUGGUAACAGCGGAACUAAUCCUUCUACGGGUGGAAGUGGUACUUCCAGCGGUCAGAAGGAGAGAAACGUUGGAAGUUCGUCGAACAAAACUGCGGAGGGGAAGUGUAUCAGUAAAAAUUCUUCGAUGGACACGAAGAAUCCUGCGGAGUACAUGGUGAAGCACAGUUCCGAUGGGAUGAAGAUAACGAUCAAUAAAACUCGCACAAAGGACUCAAAGUCUGGCACCAAUCUGAAACUGUCUUCGUCAUCGGCGUCUGUCGCGACCGGAACUUCUUCGGGUACCUCCACCUCGUCGACUUCCAUGUCGGGUAACGGUUCGCCGAAAACGCACACUGGCUUGAAACCAGGAGUGAGUUCUGGUCCCGCCUCGAAGAAGCCUCCAUCUCAGACAUCCCCAAAACUAUCUGGAUCUUCGUCUUCCGGUUCUGGAAGCAGUAGCGGAGGUAAAGCAACGUUGCUAGGACAAAAGAUGCUGUCAACAUUAAAAACUAUCUCCGGAUCAAAUUCUGGAAGUGGUAACGGUGCCGGGGGGAUCAACGUCGGUGGCAGCGGUAGCAGCGGAUUGCUUUCGAAAGGUGUCAUGUCUUCGAAGUCUUCUUCGAGUUCCCCAAAGACAGCCGGUUCCGGUGUGACGGAUCUCAGUCGAAACCGUGACAAGUCUCGGCUGUCGAAGUCUGCCGAUAAAAGUAUAUUUCCUUCGAAGGGGAUCGGGGACAGUAGAAAAUCGAGUCCUUUAGGACUGCGGGAGGAAAGCGAGAGCGAAAGGGCGUUCAAGUUGCUGGCUGCUCACGCUUCCAUGACCAAUUUGUCGAAUCUACCCAGUCUACCACCGCAGUUGGUCGUCGAAGGUCUCAUGAAGCAAUUAGACACUAAAUUUCAAAUCCCCAAAUUAUCCGCUAGAGCCAAUACGGAUUCCACCGACAAGAAAUCGGACAAGCUAUCCAUGCUACCGGACAGUGGGAAGACUUUGGACAAUCUUGCGACUAAGCAAACGACGGAACAGGGAAAGUUACAAGCGUUAUCGAAUACCUCGUCGACUGUCUCUAAAACGAGUUCGGAGGAGCAAUCGAACCAGGGUAGACGGGAUCAUGUACAAACGAAGCCUGACAAUCUUUCAAUGACAAGCGCCGCCUCGGUAAUUAACUUGGGCACGGACAGUACCAGUAACCUUCUUCUGCCCCCGUUAUCUAGCGGUAGCUCGCACGAUAUGGACAUUCCUACGAACUUGUCUAUGCAAUCAAGCGAAAACGAGUCUCGUGACGCGUGCAAGGAGCCAUCGAUGAGUAGGAGUAACACGCAGUUUCUGAGUAGCAGCUUGAACUCCACCGCCGCUGGGAAAGACGAAAACAGUGGCAGUGGUCCGGUAAUGGCCGUUCUACCAAAAGGUUCUGACGCGCAGUCUACUAGCAAAUCCGUGUACCCUACCAUGAUGACGACAGGUACGAUAACGAGCGAGAACGUAACGAACGCAACGAGCUCUGGCAAUGGUAGCUCGGAGAGUUUGAAUCUGAGUAUCAAGCCGGUUGAUGCCACCAUGACCAAGUACAAAUCCGACGAGAAGAAGCAGCAACAGCAGCAACCACAGCAGCAGCAGCCGUCACAGUCGCAACCACAGUCGCAACAGCCACAACAGCAACAACAGCAGCAAGUCCCGUCUUCCGGAGGAUCCUCGAGUUCCUCUUCGUUAGGAUCGGUCGUGUCUUCGGAGGGUUCAUCAGGCACGAUGAAAACGAGCGGUACAGAAAUACCGUCGACCACGUCUCAAGAGGCUGCCGAGAUGUUGUUGGAUUUUUCAACGCCGAAAGACGUGGCCAAGAGCCUGACCUUCACCAGCAUUCCCGAGAGGGCGAUGACCCAGGCUGCCUCGGUGCGCAGGAACACCCCACCGCCACCUCCUCCUGCCUUUCCCGCCAGUCCUUCCGUCAGUGUCCACAUCGUGAAGAGUCCUGCACCCUCGCCGAGGGUUAUACCGCCCUCGCCCCACUCUGCCUCGCCCUGCAUCACCGACGACGAGCUGAUGGACGAGGCACUCGUGGGAAUGGGCAAAUGAAGGUUACUGAAACUUUAGAUUUAAUUUUAUCCGAGGAUUUUUGCAGGGUGUCCUGAAACGGUUAACUCGUAAGAGCCUCUUCCGCAGUGGAACCAGUUCAUCUUCAACUUUUCUCGUGGACGGGGACUUCGAUGUUUUUAACUUACCAGUGGACGAAAAGAUUCUUUUCACCGAAAGUUGGGUGAAUUUGGUUGAAUCUUUUUGUUCUAACUGGUGAUCGCUUUGGGUGGAUUUGGGUGAGAUCGAUGUUCUUAAUAUCAAUAUUCUAAAUAUUUCUUUUUAUUCUCCAUAUUAAUAAUAAUCGUCCUCAGUAACGAAAGGGUUAAUAGUAUUACGAACAAUUUGGAACAAAUUUUGGCAAUUUUUAUGUGGAAAAUCUUAUUUACGAAGGUCUGGGGUUAGCCAAUUGCACGAGUGUCCAAUAAACGUUCAAAUUUAAUUAUUUAAAAAUUACUUAAUUUUGCACAUAGAAUCAUCUUUUGAAUAUUAAUUUUCAAGAAAAAUUAUUAAAAUCAGCAAUUCUGUUCUAAGUUAUAUAUUUUAGCAUUUGAUCCGUGUGUUCUAACGAUUAACAAAUAUUUAAUGGACACUCUGUAUAUUGUUAAGACUUUUUCACUUCUCCUGCAAUGUCCUGCCGAAUACUAAUAUAGUUUGCGUCUUCGUGUGCAAAUAUUUAGUAAGUUCAGUUUUUUUCAUAGGUAGGGAAAUAAGAAAGAAAAUUAGGAGAGGCGAAAAAUUAGUAUCUGUUUCAAAGGUUUUCUCUACAAAGUCAAGGGGCAAUUUAAACUUCUCUAUGUGUGUAAUUAAAGUGAUUCAUUAUUAUAAAUAAAAUUCGUAUGGCGUGAUAGGAGGGACUCGAGGCUAGCAAUAAUUGAUCGAUUGUUUAUAGAUUUUUAAAGUGGCAAGAGAAGGAUAGAGAGAAAGUAAAUGGUAAAUGAUUGCGACGUAUGAGAAAUAAAUAUAGGAUGAAUACAUAUGAGUUAUUUUCGAUAGAAAUCCAUGUUGGACAAUAUUUAUGGAGAUUCCGUGGAGUGGAGUGGAUGUUAUUAUAUACAUGUGAUAAUUCUUAAUUAGUGUAUUUCAUGUACUAAAAUUAAAUACUGAAAGUUUUAAAUAGAAAACUUCGAUAUAUUGGGAAAUAUUAUCUGAAAAAUUUAAAAAAUAGAAAAUCAAAUUUAGGUGGUCUGUUCCCUGAGGAUUUUUAUGAAUAAUUUUAAUAGGAACAGUGUGAAAUUUAAAAAAUGAAGAUAAUAUGAAAUACAAAAUUAAAUUAAAAUUAAGGCCGCUGUCCGAAGGUUCACCAAAUGCUUCAACUUGAACUAGUAAAAAUUAGUAUAGCAUCCUUUAAUAUAUGAGGGUCGUAUACAUGAAAUACACUGUUUCAGAAGUAUCAUGGAUAUGGAUAGUUUUUAUUCGAGGAUGAUUAGCCAAUUAUCGAGUCCUUUAUCCUUAACUUCCUGUUCUUGUACUCGCUCCAAUCGUCCUUCCUGGUAAACGAAAUUCUUCGCCGCUAUACAACGAAGAAAGUCGGUACUUGCGUUUAUUCCACAUUUUCGAACCGGUAUCUCGUGUAAUUAAUUUAUUCUAAAACCGUGUGAUUAUCAAGGAUUAAGCAGACUUAAAAGCCGAUCAAUACGGAUUCAGUUUACGACGUUACAAAUUUUUAUUCUCACGUUGAAACGAAAGUUUUUGGCUUGAAAUUAUAGAAAGAUCGCAACGAAAAAUAACUGAGCUUAUGGAAGUUUUAUCGCGAAAAGCCUGACGUUUUAUUUGAAUUGAUUCUUCGUAAAAAAGGUUUAAUCGCGCGAUGAAGAUUCUCAUUCGAAGGAAGUAGUGGAAGGGAAGAUGUAGUAGGUACCAAGUGCCAAGUAGGGAUAAAAAAACGAUUUUCAAAGAUGGAACUUCGAUCCUUUGUAAUUUAACACAUGGCGUAGAGUUACUUAUUGUGCGACGAAUCCUACACCUUUAGACAUACGACCUUUACAGUUCAGGAAUCUAAAAAUUUUUCUAUCGUAUAUCCUUAUUUCUACAUUGGACAGCAACAUUGACAGAAUAUACAUAAAUUUCUCCGAAGACGCAUCUGGUGUGUCAUUGAUUAUCUUGAAUGACGCAUGUGCGUCGUCGACUUAAAAUUUCUUAAAGUACAUUUUCUUUGAACAUCCUUAACGAAAGAGCCAUAUUUAUAAAAAUCGGUGUAACGAAGGAUCGAAAUUCUAUUUUUACAAAAAUGGAUAAGCUAUCUUUGUACAAAUUAGAUGAAAAUGUUUUGGUUUAAGAAUUGAACGAGUUGUUCGAUGCUUAAAUCAGAUAUAAUGAAAAGGAACAGGCACGAGAGUAGACGAAUAAAGGGAGUUAUAUGUCUGUUGUUGAAUAUUAAAUGAAUUACCAUCAAUGAUUAUGUAUCAUUACUUUUUACGUGUAAAUUGAUAAAAAUUGUAUUUUCUAAAGGGAGUACCGUAUCGUAGGCAAUACCGUGCUUCGACGUAAAGAUUUCUCUAGUAAGAAAAUUGUCUGGUGCUCCCCGGGGAAGAAUAUGAUUUAUUUUUUCAAUACUCACGAUCGUGUACAUAGAAUUGAAGACAGGUUUACACCUCUGUGAACCGUGCUAGUAGUAAUUAAAGAGUGACAAAGAUUGUAGCUGAUGAAUACUUUAAUGAGAAAUAGGGAAGAGUGAUUAUUGAAUCGUAUUUUCUAAUUAUUUAUUACGAACUGUACAAAUUUUGCUUUCCCAUCGAAUACAAAAUUUCAAUCUUGCAUUAACAUUUUUGGACUUUCGUAUUUCUGUUUUCUUUAGAAUUUACACUUAACAUUUCGUUUUGUUUUAUAGAACGUUAUCCCUUUUUUUAAAAUUAGGUUUAAGAAUAAGAUCUGCUAGAGAUCUUUGAUUAUAAUUGAAGACACUAGUAAUAAAUUGAUUUUUGAGUUGCUUUUUUUAAAUAAAAAAUUUCAAACAAUACAAAAGAAUAUUAUUACUUUUUCAAAAUUUCUAAAAAAAUUUAAUGCUAUAACACCCGAAACUCAAUUAUAAAAAAAAAUUAAUAAGAAACUGUUAACCACCAGUGUCUUCAAUUUCUCUGAUGUUCAAAUUGACGUGUUUUAAUUUUCUCGUUGAAAGAAUAGGAAAGAAGUUACAAUUGUACAGAGAGAUAAAAUGGGAUGGGAUCUUAGAAUAGAUGUUGCGUGAAAUUCGGUGAAAUUUCAUGCAACCCAUGGAAUACAUUUAUUUCUCUAUGAGAGUUACAAAUCUAUGAACGAAAUUAUGUAUAAAUGUAAUCGUAUUAGCGCGUGUAUGUACAUUUAAGCAUCGACUUGUAUAGAGAAAGAAGAAAUAUAUAUACGAUUAUAUAUAUAUUAUAAAUAAUUAUCGACGACGAGUGUCUUUGAAUUUUCAAGACACGUAUGUAAGCCUUGAUAAUAAAGACAAUGUCUUUUUUCAGAAUCGUCA
Osmia bicornis bicornis is the source of this 9431-nucleotide messenger RNA. It is a transcript of the gene MED1, whose product is annotated as mediator of RNA polymerase II transcription subunit 1. Gene Ontology annotation, biological process: regulation of transcription by RNA polymerase II. The coding region runs from base 521 to 5986 and encodes 1821 amino acids. Lineage: Eukaryota; Metazoa; Arthropoda; Insecta; Hymenoptera; Megachilidae. Gene Ontology annotation, cellular component: mediator complex. The record is from RefSeq and is a predicted model, not a curated record. The transcript has 8 exons. Gene Ontology annotation, molecular function: transcription coregulator activity.